GUUUGGUUCAACUUGUUCUUUGACCAACAUCUUCAAUUGCAGCAGGCCUUUUCGAUUUUAACGAUGGUCACCUAUUCUGCUUUCUUUUCUUCUGGCCUUCUCGCGCCUUACCAUCCAAGAGCAACAACUCCCGUACCACCCUCCUCGCCAAUGCCAAUGUCAUCCAGUCCUAUGCACCCUGUCGAUCGCGAUCUGAGCGUGACGCCCACACCCGGUGGCACCUCAAAUAAUGUUGUUGCAAUACCCACUGCGAAUGCUGACCGUCCUCGCAUGCGCAGGCGUCGCAGUAGCAUGAAUGUAGGCGCGAAUCCGAUGGCUCUUAUCAAAUCCCCGACGCGAAAUGCAGGCAGCGCGCUUCAGCGCACUGGCAUCAUGUCUCCCACCCGGAGUCGUGCAGGCAGCGUCGCAGAGAACGCUUCAGAAUCCAGCAGUCUUUUUGGAAGAUUAAGGAGUGGCAGUCUGAACGCAGGCCCUCCACUGCGGUGAGUGGCUUCAAUGCCUGUAAUUGUAUGUCUUCUAAAAUUCAUGUUGUGUAGCCUGCGUCGUGCAGUCAAGCGAACCGUCCCACUCGCUCCGCCUCCUACUGCCCCUCUCCCUCCACUUCCACCGCCAUCACCAUUACCAUCUGCAAAAUACACGCGUACUCUCGCGCCUCCUGCGCUCAUCAUACCUGUUCCUUGUCAACCCCUCAUGAAUUAUUUUGUAUCCGGUCCUAACACCUCUGGAUUACUUAGUCCUGAUUCUGCGAUGCACUUCUCAUCCAAUAUGUCGCCUGGUAUCUCCUCCACCCCUGCUCAUAAGUGUUAUUUUGGAAGCACUAU
Messenger RNA from Suillus discolor, 821 nucleotides. RefSeq lists its product as uncharacterized. Bases 64 to 486 code for a protein of 140 amino acids. NCBI's taxonomy places the organism in Eukaryota, Fungi, Basidiomycota, Agaricomycetes, Boletales, Suillaceae. The record is from RefSeq and is a predicted model, not a curated record. The transcript has a single exon.